AUGAACAAGCUCUUUGUUGUCGUAUUCGUGGUCGCCAUUGGGGCAAGUUAUGGGCUUUUCUUAGACAAUGUAAGUAGUUUUUUACUUGGUUGUAUUCAGUAUUUUAGUGCCUUUUAAACGAAUUUUAACUUUAAUCAUUUUACUGCAAUUGAUUUUGUGUGGCUGCCAGAAUGAUGGCAGUAAGCCUUCGAUCUAUUUUACAGCUUUCUUUGUAAAAGUUGAUUCAAUAAUGAUUUCCUAUCCCAAUAGUUGUAGUUAUUGUAUUUUCUUGUUUUUGUAGCUUCCCAACUUUUGCAAGGCAGAUAAGGACUGUCGAGCUCACACGUGUUGUGCUUUUGGCCUGGCGUGUCUCCCGAAACUUCGUGCCAACAUGCCUUGUGGUGACAGAUUCUCGGUGAGUAAGCCGCGCUGGGAAGCUGAAUCUCAGCUAGGAUUUUAGAUUUUGAGAGUGUUUCGAAAUUUCUAGGGGGGGAGGUCGCCGAAAUUUUUCCGCACAUAUCGUAAUUUUUCCUGGAAUGCAAAAAUUUUCCGGACACAUCGUGGGGCAUGUCGUAACUUGAUGGCAAGGGCCCACAACGAGUUCACGUUGGCUCGUCCCCAGCCAGCACGUCCCUGAGGUAGUGACACUAACACCAGAAAGCUGUGGAUUGAAAAAGAUUCAACUCUUUUUAAAAUACACGUAAAAUGUCGACGAAAUGCUCGAAACGUCGAAGUUUCACUCAGGGACGCCGGAGCGAGGGUAGGGCACAAGGGGGCAAUGUUGACGUAAGGGCAAUCAGUAAUUAAUAUUUCGUUUCCGAAAAAUUUUUCCGGAACCUUAAUUCACCAAAACAAGGGCAAAAAAUUUUCCGGAACCUUAAUUCACCAAAACAAGGGCAAACAAAUUUCAAAGUUAACCUAAUUUUUGACUAAUAUUCCAGAAAAUGUCACGUAUAUUUCAAUAUUACGUCCAUUUCACGCGUAAUUCACACUUUUUAAUCGUUGUACCUCAUAUUUUUUUGGGUUAGAAUUUCUACUCUAAGGGCACUUUCGCCACCCCUGCCCCCCUUACCAAAGGGCAAGGGGGGCGAUGCCCCCUGUGCCUCCCCUUUCCGGCGUCCCUGGUUUCACUUGUCUUUUUCAGGUUGUUGAAUCCAUUUCAAACCACAGCUUUCCAAUCCAAUAUAUAAAUACGUUUUAUCAUAUUUCUAUCUCUUUUUUUACAAGUCUUUGCACAAAUGUGGCUGCGACGAUGGUUUGGAAUGCCAAGUGACGCAGGUCAUUAAUGUUAAUGUUGGAGACAUUGAAAAAGUGGUGAAGAUCAGACAAUGUAGGGCAGCUGAAGAGAAGGUUAUUCCUAGGAAAGUUGAUUACGAAGCAGACGAACCCAGACAAAAACGCUUGCUCAGUGGUAUCAUCAGCGGUGGCAUUAAUACAUUGCUCAGAGUAAGUAUAGACGGUGGAAAAGGGGCUUCAAUGGCGCAAACCAAGCGCUUUUUACCUUCGUUUCUCGCUACUGUGACGUGAAGUCAGUCACGUCAUAAACAUUCUUAAUUUAAGACAUUGCGUAAUUUUGCUGAGUCAUGGUUUUGCUAUAUUUAUCUUAUACGUAAUAUCUAAAAAUAGCGUUUAUGUAAUGUUCUAUAAAUAUCUAUCGGAUAGUAUAUAAACAGCGAAAGCUUAAGUUAAAAGAUAGUUAGAAGAUUAUUAGAAAGGAUUAGAAAUAGUAGUUUGUUGUUGUUGUUGUUAAAGAAGAAUAAAUUGAUAUUAUUGGUUUAUUGUCGUCGAAAAGUUUAUAAGACUCAGAAGAAGGAUAUUCCAAAUACAAAAAAGCCUCCUUGGCCAGGGCGUGUCGCUGUGUCUGGUCAAGGCGGGCAACGAGCGUAAACAAGAUGAAGAUGCAGACAUACAUUUUUGUUCGUUGUCGCCCGCGAACGUAACACUACGGACUCAUGUGAAAAAAUCCUGUCAACGCUCUGCCAAAAAUCGUGUAUUUUCUCCAAACGCUCUGGUUUCCUCCCACAGGGAAAGUUGACAGAGUGGGUUAGGAUAAACACAGUUAGGAAAGCAACAUCAGAAUUGUCGUAAAGAUAAAUAGUCUAGGUUAAGUAACAUAUGUAAAUAAGCGUAAUACUUGAUGUACUCGGUUACUGAAAAGCUCCGAAGGGGAGUGAGCUGUAUUACCUGUAUGUAUAUUAAGGUCGCGGGUUCGGGUCCUGUGCAGGGUUUACGGUAAAUUAACAUUAGUCUGACAGGUUUUAUUUUUAUUUCACAGAAAUGCAGCGAGGCAUCCGCCUGCGGAGAUAAACGUUGCUGUGCCAGUUUGCCACUUCUCGGUAAAAGAUGUAUUCUACCCUUUAUUUUAGGAUUUCCAUGCCCCUUCAAUGUAAGUAUCACGCAGUGAGCUUAAUAUCGUUAUGUGCGUUUAAUAUUAUUAUAUUAUUAUAUUAUUAUAUAUUAUUAUAUUAUUAUAUUUAAAUAAGAAAAAAGAUAAAUUUCCAAAGAACGAGUCAUAAACAGUGAUGACCUUUGUUCAAGGAAGCCAUUUCACAAAACAUUUUCAUCUUAGAUUGGUAUUUUCCUAUUCUGGAUCAGGGGUUUCCUGUUUAGCUGUAACCGGUAGCCUGCACUCAGGGGGCAGAGGGGCAGAAAACCUCUGCACCUCAGAUGGUAUUAGCCCUGACGUCAUUAUUACUUAUAAUAAAAUCUAGAAAGAUUCUACUUUUCUGAGCUUCUCGCUCGCUAGAAUAUGCAGAGAAUAUUAGAGGUUGUAAAUGUAAACAUUCUUUUUUUAGGGUCACUGCUGCGGAGAAGGUCUGGAAUGCCGAAGUGUUUUUACAGUGAGCAAUGGCAAUCCAGGAGGUCCUACCAAGAAACCCGUUGAUCUUAAAUUCUGCAGAAGAAUCUCCGAUCCCGUUACACCACCCAUAGAGGUGGAUGAGGAAUAG
Messenger RNA from Paramuricea clavata, 2927 nucleotides. The record is from the annotation of a GenBank genome assembly. NCBI's taxonomy places the organism in Eukaryota, Metazoa, Cnidaria, Anthozoa, Malacalcyonacea, Plexauridae.